GGCAAAGCCUCCUCAUCACGGUCACCAGAACCUCCAGCCGAACGAACAGAGAAGCUCGAGCAGCCGCCGCCGAUGGAUCCGAAGCUGGUAGAGGUGACGCAGCUGUUCGCCCGAUUCAAGGCGGCCUACGCCCGGAACGACCUCGACGUCUGCGCCAACCUCCUCUCGCAGCUCAAGGUCCUCCUCACCAAGUUCCCCAGCCUUCCGCCGUCGUUUCAGCAGACGCCCAACGCCGUCGAGGAGCUCACGACCGCGAGGGACAUUUAUGAGCAUGCGGUUGUUCUGAGCGUGAAGAUGGAAGACCAAGAUGCAUUUGAACGGGACUUCUGCCAGCUUAAACCAUAUUACAUGGACACAUGUGGCAUAAUUCCCUCAUCACCAGAGGAAUACCCAAUUUUGGGUCUUAAUCUUCUGAGGCUACUGGUCCAGAAUAGAAUUGCAGAGUUCCACACUGAGCUGGAGCUUCUGCCAGCCAAAGCACUAGAUAAUCUUUGCAUCAAGCAUGCAGUUGAGCUUGAGCAGUCCUUCAUGGAAGGCGCCUACAACCGAGUGUUGACUGCUCGGCAGGCAGUCCCACAUGAAACCUAUGUGUAUUUCAUGGACCUUCUCGCAAAAACAGUUAGAGAUGAAAUUGCUGGAUGCAGCGAGAAGGGGUAUGAUUACCUGUCAAUAAGCGAUGCGAAACAAAUGUUUAUGUUCAGUUCUGACCAAGAACUGCAACAGUACAUCGCAGAGGAGCACCCCGAGUGGGAUGUCAAGAACGGCUCGGUCUUCUUCCAAAAGGUGAAGGAGUCCCAGCCCUGCAAGGAGAUACCGGCAGCGCCGGUCAUCACCCAGACCCUCGGCUACGCGAGGGAAUUGGAAAGGAUUGUGUGAUUUACUUUUGUUUUCCGAUCGGUCAUGUGCCCUGUACUAUCAAUACGUUUGCCAUAGCUUCUGGUCGCAGCUUUGGACUGUCGAUUCCUAUGAUGAAGAGCUGGAUUAUUGGGUUGUAUUUCCUUAAAAUCAUUUAUUUGCUCUGACUGUUUCUGAAUGUUGCUGCUCUGCCUUACGCACAACAGUUAACUGUCGAGUCAAAAUGGCAAAAGUAAUGUUCAAAUCA
This is a messenger RNA of Lolium rigidum, 1102 nucleotides long. RefSeq names its product 26S proteasome non-ATPase regulatory subunit 8 homolog A-like. The transcript has 6 exons. The record is from RefSeq and is a predicted model, not a curated record. The coding region runs from base 73 to 876 and encodes 267 amino acids. Gene Ontology annotation, cellular component: proteasome regulatory particle, lid subcomplex; proteasome regulatory particle; cytosol. Gene Ontology annotation, biological process: proteasome-mediated ubiquitin-dependent protein catabolic process. Lineage: Eukaryota; Viridiplantae; Streptophyta; Magnoliopsida; Poales; Poaceae.